Messenger RNA from Closterium sp. NIES-65, 660 nucleotides. The record is from the annotation of a GenBank genome assembly. Lineage: Eukaryota; Viridiplantae; Streptophyta; Zygnematophyceae; Desmidiales; Closteriaceae.
AUGGCCCGUGAUGAUGUUACCCUGGCGUGUUUGACUUCCCUUAAGGGUCCGGGUGCUACAGCUUGGGUUUACGCAGUUCCGGCGCAUGAUGACGCUACUUUCACCCCUGUCGAAUGGAGCAUUUCAGCUGUAAUCCGUUUGGGCCUUCCCAUCCACCAGCUGAUGGUCGCUGGCAAGUGUGUCUAUGGCGUGGAGUUCAAGGAUCCGUCAGACCCUCACCAUGCCCUCUGCUGCAAGCACCAGUAUGCGCCGUCUCGCGUUCAUGAUGCAGUGAAGCUGGUGGUGGCGAAGAUAGCCAAGGCAUCGGGUGGGGUGGUUACGAUUGAGGACGACACGCUUUUGGCGGGGAAGAGGGUGGAUGUGGCGGUUAGGAGACCGAUGGAUGGGGAAGCACAUGCGUUGGAAGUGAGCGUUGUCGACCCUGUUUUUCUAUCAGUGCAGCAGCAUGGGCAGUGUGGACGGACGGUUGGUUAUGCUGCCAAGGAGCGAGAGAGGAGGAAAGCGGUGGACUACCAUCCUUUUCUGCAGCGGCACAAAGGGGUUCCGUAUAUACUAGGGGAGGGCGAGGCGGACUGGGUGGAUCGGAGGGGUGAGAGGCAGGAGAUUGGGGGGGGAGCGCCAUGGGUGGAUUUGCCAUAUCUGGUAGACAUGCAACUGUAG